AUGGCCCUACAUCAAGAUAUCCUACCCAUACCCUCGCCCUCCAUGCUGUACCAUGGAGGCCAGUAUCAAAACUCAGCCUCGUCGAUGCAUCCUGAACCAGAAUGUCAGGCUGCAAUCAAAAAGUCGAACUCUGCUGGCGGAACCACUGAAUCGCCAUGGUUCUUGUGCAGUGCCUUCAGAUCUCAGAAAGUCCCUGGCACUCGAUGUCCUACCUGUGCCUUAGCUGGCAAAGAAGUUUGGAUUUAUCCGAGGGUUAAGUUUCGGCUGCCUCUCUCCUGGUUUAAAACUUGCCCAAAAGCACAAUGCCAAGAUGUGGUUGAGCAUUUCCCGCCAGCUGCGAACCACAGGACUGUGGAUCUCAAGUGUCAGCUGAACAUGACAUGA
This is a messenger RNA of Fusarium redolens, 384 nucleotides long. RefSeq lists its product as uncharacterized. The record is from RefSeq and is a predicted model, not a curated record. The transcript is spliced from 3 exons. The coding region runs from base 1 to 384 and encodes 127 amino acids. NCBI's taxonomy places the organism in Eukaryota, Fungi, Ascomycota, Sordariomycetes, Hypocreales, Nectriaceae.